Molecule: messenger RNA, 6885 nt
Organism: Ficedula albicollis (Collared flycatcher)
Lineage: Eukaryota; Metazoa; Chordata; Aves; Passeriformes; Muscicapidae
Gene: ADPGK
Product: ADP-dependent glucokinase
Exons: 8
Coding region: 1-1380 (459 amino acids)
Biological process (GO): glucose metabolic process
Cellular component (GO): endoplasmic reticulum
Molecular function (GO): ADP-specific glucokinase activity
Source: RefSeq, a predicted model, not a curated record
AUGCACUGCGGCCCCCAGGGCAUAGCGAGGUACCUGGGCUGCAUCUGCGCCGCCCAGCACUGCAUUCCCAGGUGCCCUGAGGUCUGUCUGCUUUUUCCAGGACACCUUUUCUUUCUCUCUCCCAGUGUCAAUGCCUGCGUGGACGUGGUUCUGUCUGGGGUGAAGCUGCUGGAGGCCCUGGGCUUGGAGCCCAGUGAUGGGAAGAACCAUGCAGUCCUGAACUCCAGGCAGGACCUGAGGGAGGCUUUUUCCCACUUCAUGGAGAGAGGGGCGGCCGCUGAGCGCUUCUUCAGUGAUGCUGAGGUGUUCCAGGACAUUGCACGGACAGCCUCGGAGCACCCUGCAGCACAGCUUUACGUGGGAGGAAAUGCUGCUCUCAUCGGGCAGAAGCUUGCCACUAAUCCAGACCUGAAGAUCCUCCUUUGUGGCCCAGUUGGUCCCAAACUCCAUGAACUGCUCGAUGACAAUGUGGUUGUGCCACCUGAAUCCAUGCAGGAAAGAGAUGAAUUCCAUCUUAUCUUGGAAUAUCAAGCAGGUGAGCAGUGGGGCCAAGUGAGGGCACCCGCUGCCAACCGCUUCAUCUUCUCCCACGACCUGUCCAACGGGGCCCUGAACAUGCUGGAAGUGUUUGUGUCCAGCCUGGAUGAAUUCCAGCCAGACCUGGUGGUGCUUUCAGGACUUCACAUGAUGGAAGGGCAGAGCAAGGAGAUGCGACACAGACGACUCAUGGAGGCUGUGGCCUCCAUCUCUGAUAUCCCAACUGACAUUCCCAUACACCUGGAACUGGCCAGUAUGACUGAUCAGGAUUUUAUGAGCAACAUUAUGCAUCAGGUCUUUCCCCUGGUGAACUCCAUCGGGCUGAACGAGCAGGAGCUGCUGUUCCUCACCCAGUCCGCCUCUGGCCCCCAUGCCUCUCUGGCCUCCUGGAGCGGCAUCCCUGACGUGGGGGUGGUCAGCGACAUCCUCUUCUGGAUCCUGAAGGAGCACGGCAAGACGGCGGAGCGCGCCUCGGACCUGACGCGGAUCCACUUCCACACGCUGGCCUACCACAUCCUGGCCACCGUGGACGGGCACUGGGGCAACCAGGCGGCGGCGGUGGCGGCGGGGGCCAGGGCCGCCGGCACCCAGGCCUGCGCCACCGACACCAUCGACACCAGCAAAGUCUUCCUCAAAGCUCCUCUGGAGUUCCUCACCUCCCACACCGAGGCACCGGCCAAAAUCUCCCUGGAUCCAGACAAGCCCGUGGUGCAGUGGCACAGGGAAGGCAUCUCCUUCCACUUCAGCCCCGUGCUGGUGUGCAAGGAUCCCGUCCGGACCGUGGGGCUCGGGGAUGCCAUUUCAGCAGAGGGACUGCUCUAUUCCGAAGCCUAUCCUCAGUAAAUACCAGGACCCUCCUUCUUCUCCAGCGCUGCACGGGGUCUGAGACCCGUGGAUUGGGAUUGAAGCAGUGGUGGUAUAGGAACAGAACCAGGGUGUGGUUUGUUUUCUGGGUAUAACUGAAAAAGAGCCAAAGAAUAAUUCCAGGUAUAAACUGCCGGCUACAUUCCAGUCACUCAGCAGUGACUCGAGCACUUCACAUGCAGGUCAGGUGCAGUUGUUUUAAUAUUUAAUGUGAAAACUGGCUUUGUCUUAAGGGGAAGGGACACAAAGACCAAAAUCCCUGGCUGGCAAGGUUUGCUGUUCAUAGCUCAGAGUGGACCUUUUCUGAUCAGUGCUGGGGAGUGCAGCAGCAGGAGAAUUUCCUGCCCCUGAAUCCCAGGGAGAGCACAGCAGUGCCUGGCCCUGCCUUGCCUCUGGUAAAUUCAAAAUAAAAGGCAUGUGGGUUAUCUCCUCCCAGCACAUUGCAAACCUUGCUUGGGGUGAGGAUGGAAUUAUUGCCUGGUGCAAUCACCUCUGUGUGUCCAGCCCCAGAGGGAGCCACAGUCCCAAAAUGUGACACAGACUGAGCCUACUCCAGGCUGCACAGGUGAUUCUGGGUAUCUGUGACUAAGGGUGUUCAACUGAGCCCCAGCAGUCUGUGCUUCGUUUUUAGGAAACCAGGAGUGAAGAUAAUCAGGGUUUCUGUUUUGGGGGACAGCUCUGCUUCCCUUCCAGGGAACCCCCAAACCAUUCCCCGUGUUUGCUGCACACUAAAUACUCUGCUAAUGGUGUGUUACAGAAAAGCUCUCGAGUGCUGGAGACUCAUUUUUGGUUUUGAGAAUGGUUGUGCCAAAUUCUUCAGUCUCCCUGCCCUCUUAUUAGGAAAGGUUAAUGUAUUACGGAAGGUCCCUCUGGAAGCUCAAAAGCUGCAACAGUGUUUUCCAGGUAAGGCUGAAGUGAGGAGGCUGUUUUAGGGUUUGAUGUUGGGGUUUUUUUGAUUAGGUCACUGAUAGUUGCUUUGCUCUGGCCUUUGAAAUUAAAAAAGCAGAACCAUGUGUCCUUGUUAAAUAUUUUGCUUCUAUUUUUUUACCUUUUCACAGUCACACACUAAGAAUUGUAGAGCACCAGCAUGGUUUUCUCUCUUUCCAGCAUGGUUUUGUUUCUGGCCACUUCAGGAACCUGGAGUUCAUUUGCACAGCUCUCAAGCCAGUUUUCAGAACUGGGUUAAGUGCAAUCAGCAUGUUUGGGCAAGCCUGUGCCUUACCAUAGCUUGGUGGAGGUUGUUCCAGGUCAGUCUUUGCACCUGAAUGGAGGGAGGAGAGUCUGUGUCACUCAGGGUGGAGUGAUCUGUUGCUGUAACACUGUCAGGCUGCUGUCAGUGGUGUUCUCUGCUGGGAAAAGCCAUCCUGGCUGCCCUGCAAGGAUGAAAGUUGGCAGCUGUUGUACUUGCACUGACUCAGCACACAAUGCUGUCAUGUGUAUUUAGCUUUCCCCCUGAGCAAAGCCUUCUGUGUUGUACAGAGAAGUACAGUCUGCGCUGUGUUUUCCUGCAGCUCAGCCCACCCUGAGCUUCCCUUGAGUGUCAGUAUUUUAUCCAGGUGCAGGAUCUUCUUAAGACUGGAGGCAUUUCUACCCAGAUUAUUUUUUAUGAUUAUUACUACUAUUAUUAUUAUCAUUGAUAAACUGUAGCACAGGACUUGGAGUUCUGGUGUAGUCUUCCUAAACUGAAAAUAAAUUAAAACAACCUCUCCUUUAGGCUCGGGGGUCCAAGGCUUACACUGUGGAUUCUCAACCUGGAAACAAAACAAAACUAAAUAUACACAAGCUGUCACCAGCCACAGCCCUGCUGCUGUAUUUCACUUCUUUCUUCCCAGAAGACUUCCAGGGAUGUGAGGCUGCUGGGACUGACAUUCCUUAAAGCCACCUAAAAACACGUGACUGCACCUACAGACCUUGUCCCAGAGUCAGUUGUGCUUGCAUUGGACAGGAGCAUGACAGGCUAAAAUCAGCUUUUUUAGUCUGAGUCAAUAAAUGUUGUAAAGAAUCAUUUAAAUCAUUUAAAGAAUCAUUUAAAAGGCUUACUGCUUAGGAAUCAUCUGGGCCAAAAAGCUGAACUGAUAAUUACUGUUACUUCCCUCUUCCUGCUGCUCCUCAUAGGUAAACAUUUCUGCUGUGGCCCCUUCUGGGUGUGCUGGGAACACCUGGCAUGGGGAGUGCCAGCUCUAAUCCCAGCAGCUCAGCAUGGUCAGGCUGCUGCUGUACCCAAAUUGCUUUAUCAGGCACACAGAACUCAUCUGUGCCCAAAGUCACUUCCCAAGGGGAAUCUUUAACCACUAUGUCCUCAGCUGUGCCAGUGGGAUCCCUGAUUAAGUUGUGGAACAAUCUAUAUGGUAAUAAAUCUGAAUUGAAUGGAGGGGCCCAGCAGCCUUUGCUUUGUUUCACAUGCUGUGAACAUGAUGUGCUUAACUUCCUUCUGCCCUCCUAAAUUAAUAACAGGGAGGCAGAUCUGAAAUCCUUCCCCUGCACCUGUAGUCUCACACCUCUGCACAGCUACAGUAGUGACAACAAAGAAAAGCUGCUUCAACUGCUGCAAAAAUACCAAAGCUUCAAAAACAGGCUCGAGCUGACCCUGCUCCCCCUCAUCCUCUGUCUCUACAAAUUCUAUUUGUUCUCCUGUGUUACUUGUACCUUGAAAUCCACAGUGAUGGAUGACUCAAACCUCAGCCAGCCUCGCUCCUGAAGCAGGGUUUGCACUGGAAAUGUUUAUUCACAGGGAUUCUGCUGGAGAUGCAGCAGUAGAGCUCAGCACUGUGACAGCUCUCCAUGGUAAAACCUGUGCAUGCUGGUAUUUUCACCCGUGUGUUCCUGCAGCCACCUUGUCUUGGGUUUAAUUUUGUCUUAUCCAUGAUCCAAAAUGAGCAUUCUUCCCAUGUUUUCUGUGUGUGGCACUUACUAAGGGUCAAGUGCUGUAUUAUUUGGGAGGUGUGAAUUACAGGGGGCUGGCAGAGUCUCAGAGGACACAUUCCUUCUCCACCGUGCCAUUGGUGCUGUGUCAUGGAAGAGCCAAUCCCAAAUCCAACUCCUGCCAGUUUAAAGGCUCUUCAUCUUUGUUCCUCUCCAGGUGAGUUUCACAGCAUUACUGAGAAUUACUUGAUUUUCUUGUGUUUCCGGGUUAUCUCUUGUUGGGAUGUGUGAGAUCCAGUCAAGUUUGCCCUCCCUUCCUAAGUUCAUUUUACAGAACUGGUGCUGAAAUGUUCUUCCUCAGCCUUUAGCAAAGACUUCAUUACCUGCUUUGUGCUGGAUGUUUUAGAGCUCAGCUCAACUCCUUAGCCACUGCAAUCCAAAGCCUGGAGAGCAGCAGAGUACUAAGUCCAUUCCAAAACCCAAUGGAAAACUGUCAGCAGUUGUGCUUGGCUUCUUUUUUACUAUUUAUUCUGUAAUGAUACACUGAAUGAUCAGGAUUUCUGUGCCACAGGGUCACCUUUCCAGCAAUGUCCUGAGGAAACAGCUGAAUAAUGGGAUAAUUCUGUGAAAUGGUACAACAGAACUCAAUUUCCAGUUCUCCUAAAAUGUUGGUUUGGGGGUUCUUUUGGAGCGUGCAGCUUAAGUGAAAGCUGAGGGGUUUGAGUGAGUGAACAGCUGAAGUGUCUCUGUGCCAGUAUUGCCUCCAUGCAAUCUGUUCCAAAACAGUGCUGGCACAAACUUGUGUCACACAAUUGCUGCCUUGCUAUUCCUGGGCUAAGGAACCUCAGAGUGUUGUGGAGAACAGGAGAAAACUAGAGGAAAAUUCUGGGUCUGAGUAAUCUUUGCAGUAAAACUUGGAUCUCAGAGCCAGGAAUGCUGGUUCUGCCUUUUGGAGAUGUUGGAUGAAGUUCUCCUCUUUCACUCCAGAGCAGUUUCUCGUGUGGUAUCUCAGCUGGAUCUAGGUGGAAUUCUCAGAGAGUCACUGAUCCAGACUCUGGUGGGAGGAUGUUCUCUCGGCAAAGGAAAGGUGCAGGUUGGAAAUAGCACAUGGGUAUUGCCUCCUGUGCCAGGAGCUGUUCCCAGCAGCCUGGCAUCAGCCUGUGCUCAACAGAUCUCACAGCAGCUGAGGAACACAAAUGAUGGCAGGAAUUAUCCUAUUAAAAUGCAAGGGGAGGCAAUGGAAAAAAUACCCUGGAAACCUCCCCUGUGAGUUUCUCAGGAAUGCUGCCCCUCAGUGCAGACUGGAUAAAACUGGGUUCAGAUCUCACCCGUGUCUUCCAUUAAGAACACAGAUUUUUUGGAGCAGUGUGGUUUGAGGGAGGGGUAAAGCUGUCCUUGUAGCAGAAUUGGGAUUUCUCUUUUAGAAAAUGUUGGCAGAUGGAGUACUUGUUAUAACAUGGACUCUUUUUGAAUGCAUUAUGUGUGGAGCUUAUUACUUCAGUCAAGUUUUCCUCCAUUCAGCACUGAGGCUUGUCUGUCUCUGCAGAAGAUGCUUUGCCAACUGAAACCCACUCCCCAACUGGGAAAUCUAAAUUCUGAACAGCUUUAAGGCCCCCACAUCCACCUUGCUCAAUCACAACUAAGCAAACAAGUACAGGAGCACAGCAUGUACUCAUUAAUACUGUCUGUACCAUAAAUCAGCAUCCAGUUGUCUCAGGGACCUCAACACCACAUUUUUUGGGUUGAACACAUGUUGCUGGAUAGACAGAUCAUUACUCUUGGCUGGAACAAGGUCUUGCUGCCCAGGCAUUGAUGUUUGAAUGUCUUUUGGUUUGUUUCCUGUGCAGAAGCCAAGAUGCAAAGUACCUUGUGAGCUCUGUGUUACCCUGUUCAUCACAGACCUCUCCCUAAAAAGGGGAAGAGAAGUCCUAAAGCAGAUGGUUUCUGCUUCCCUUGAAAUUAAGCUCAUGAUUCUUUUCCGUUAAGGGGGAGGAAAGAGGGGAUUCAAAUUAUGGCUGAUGCCAGAAACAGGUUUUGGAACAUAAGGUGUGAUUUCCAAAAUCCCUAAAUGCCUCAGUGCAGUCCUGCUGAAGAGUCCCUUACUUAAUUCCAGCUGAAAGAGCAGUCCAGUCUCAUUACCAUUAGCACAAAAAUGCUCUCCAGAAAGAUCCCAGGAAUUUACUGCAUGCAAAUGCCACCAUUACCAUGCCCAGGGGAGGAAAGGGGACAGGACAGGAAUUGUAGCUCUAUUUAUUAUCCAACUGGAAUUACAUAUUUAAAAAUGCUCCCUUAGACAUGAAGCUCCCAGGAAGUAAGAAGGUGCUACUGCUUCAUUUCAUAGAAGAAUUGGUUCACUGUUGCAUAAGCUUUUCACAAAAUAUGUAUUUAAAAUAAAUCCCUUCACAGUACCUCCAAGUGCAGUACGUGCUCCCUGUGUGACAUUUAUCCCAUCAAAGCAUCCUAGGACAAAAAUCUGCCUUGACUUAAAAGUUUUGGGGCUGAAGUGAAGAAUUCCCAGCCCCUGCCCACCCCUGCUCUGCAAUCCUCACCUCUUCUUCCCAGGCACUCUGUUAGCUUCAGUGUAAGAAGUUAAAUGUGAAUAAAAAUCUGCACUGUACUUGA